GGUCCCUCGGGCGACAUGUGGCGGCUGCUGCUGGGCCGCGGCGGCCUCGCGCGCUGCUUACCGCCUCCCGCCCGCCCCGCGGCCGCCGCCGCCCCCGACAGAGACUCCGCCGACAGCCGCGGCUCCGCGCGGUGCUGCGAUGCGCCCGGUUGUCGGCACGGCGGGCCCCGCCAUGGCCGCGAGCGUGAGGGACGGCGGCAGCCGCUGCCCGGCCUGCUGCCGCGUUACUCCGUGCUGGACGCUGUCACCUGGGGAGCACUGGCCGCGCUCCUGCUGCAGCUGGUCAGGCAGAUCUCGUGGCUGCGAUCGCUGCCGGACGCCAGGAGGGAGCCCAGGCCUCCCUGGUUGCCCUCGCUGCCCGCACGGCACGCAGUGGUGCCUGACGCUUCAGCCGGCCUUCCCUGUGCCCAGCUGGGGCCCUGCUUCCUGCAGAAAGCAGAGGUUGCACCAGAGAAUUCAUCCUCAGGCCUCCCCUCGGGGCCAGGAGAGAGGCAGCUGUGGGCAGAAGAAGGGGAGUUCCCAGUCCCUCAGUGCUCCAGCCUGAGGCCAGUUCCACACAGUACAAAGGAAAACCCAGCUCAGCGAGAGCAUUUGGAGGAAGCUGCUUUUCAGUUGCAGCAGAUUUUCCGGGUUGAUAUAUCCAUUGCAUUCAAUAUCCUUGGCAUUGAAAGUAUGAGAGAAGGCCAUUACCAGACAGGCUAUACCUGCUUCAAACUGGCAGCAGAUCGAGGCUACAGCAAAGCCCAGUUCAAUGUGGGUCUGUGUUAUGAGCAUGGCAGAGGCACGGGAAAAGACUUGGAAAAGGCAGCUUUUUAUUACUACCUUGCAGCCAGCAGCUGUCACCCCAUGGCACAGUACCGCUAUGCUAGGUGCCUCUUGUGCCACAGUCCUGAAAAUGAAUGGCACAGGCUUCAGAAGGCAGUGACAUUCCUGGAGCAAGCAGCAGAGGCUGGACUUAUAGAGGCACAGGCUUAUCUCGGAGUGUUCUACAUGAGGGGGCUACAACCUAAGGAAAAGAGAGGUCUCAAGUACCUAUUGCUGGCAGCAAAGAAUGGCGAUGCCCAAAGCAGAUACCAUGUGGGCGUUUGCUAUGAGAAGGGCCUUGGGGUGCAGCAGAACCUGGCAGAAGCGAUGAGACACUAUCGACAAUCAGCUGCUGCAGGGAACAGAAACGCUCAGGAGAGGCUGCGAGUGAUAGAAGAGGAGAUGGAAGAUGUGCAAAGAAAGCACAAGUUCCCUUUCAGAAUGAGAGCCUCUUCCUCCAGCCCCUGUUUCUGGGCCACCGAGCGCAUGCCUGCAGGUCUCCAUUCCUUCCAGCCAAGACAACCUGCCCUCACCCUGCCCCACUCCUGGAGUGCAGACAGGCUCCACAUGAUGACACUUGGCAGCACAGAAUGGAGCCAUGCCCUAGGAAACAGGGCGAGUCCGCUGGAGCUGCAAGGUUUGGAGCCCCACCACUGUGGUUACUAGAGCAGCUGUUGGAAAGCAAAAACAAUGGUACAGAGAAAGGAGUCCUGCGUGUGUGUGAUCCAGCAGUGCUUACCUGUGGUCUCCAUUCUCCCAGACCUUCUACUGCUCCUCUACCCAUGUGCCAACUGUGUACCACUGCCAAAGCCUCUCCCAGUGCCUGUGUCCCUGUUGUCUUACCAUUUUGAGUGCAAGUUCCCAUGGUUAACAACACCUUUGUGUGCCUCUUCUUCUAUUACUAGUAUCUGUAUCUCAGUUUUUCAACACAUGCUAUUCAAAGCAGUCUUAAGAGCUCACAUACGCAUGAAACAAAAUGAAAACCUACAGUAUGGGUGAA
Molecule: messenger RNA, 1804 nt
Organism: Tympanuchus pallidicinctus (lesser prairie-chicken)
Lineage: Eukaryota; Metazoa; Chordata; Aves; Galliformes; Phasianidae
Gene: DELE1
Product: DAP3 binding cell death enhancer 1
Exons: 12
Coding region: 16-1470 (484 amino acids)
Molecular function (GO): protein binding
Source: RefSeq, a predicted model, not a curated record